This is a messenger RNA of Paraglomus occultum, 448 nucleotides long. NCBI's taxonomy places the organism in Eukaryota, Fungi, Glomeromycota, Glomeromycetes, Paraglomerales, Paraglomeraceae. The record is from the annotation of a GenBank genome assembly.
AUGGCAGAAUACAAAGGUGCUUCUUCCGAAGGUCAACGUCAAGCGAUGCUGGAGAAACAGCGCGCCAAGAUGUUGAGCGAAUUCGAAAAGCAAAGAGAAAAGAUUACAAAGGACAAUCAAGUCAAUGUCACUUCAAGCAAGUUUGUCACGCAGAAUGCAGAUGUAGAGGGUUUUUUAAAGAAAGAAACGGUUGGGCUGUACAGAUUGGAAGACUUUCAAAAGAUCAGGAUGGAAAUUGAAGUGCAGAAAGAGAGGGAAGCGGCAAGGACUUCCGAACUAAAUAGGACUGACAAGCUCAAAAAGUCUAAAAAGAAGAAGAAGCCUGAAGUCAAACUAUCAUUCGAUAUAGAUGGUGAAGAAGAAAUUAGUGCGGGUAGUAAAAAUGGCCAAACUGGUGAAAAGCGAAGUGGUGAUUCGAUGGAAUCUGUGCCCAAGAAGUCUAAAAUAG